UAGAUAUAUAUGGUUUAGGGUUCCAACCUCUCAUGCUGAUCAAGAACACACACACAAAAAAACAAAUAUAACCUGCAGCCAAAACAUGAGAACCAAAACCCAUCCAACUCUCAAUGUUAAGCUCCUCAUCCUUGGAGUUUUCCUCGCUUUUGUUGUCAUCUUUGUCCUCAGGUCAAGUUUUGAUUCAUCACGAGCUUCGUCCGAUGAAAAAUCCACCAUUCCGGUGAAAGAAUCGGAAGACGAUCACGAAAAAUCAACAAGUUGUGACUCCACAAUGACUUGCAACAAGAUCCCGACCUCCCUAGCCAAAGCCCUGAUCCACUACACAACCUCCACCAUCACCCCACAACAAACCCUAAAAGAAAUCUCCGUCACAUCAAAGGUCUUGGACAAGAAAUCUCCAUGCAACUUCCUCGUCUUCGGCCUAGGCCACGACAGCCUCAUGUGGACUUCCCUCAACCACGGCGGACGCACCAUUUUCCUCGAAGAAGACGAGUCGUGGAUCAAGCAAAUCCAGCGCCGUUUCCCCACAUUGGAAUCGUACCAUGUCACAUAUGAUAGCAAAGUGAACGAGGCUAACGAUCUCCUGGGAGUUGGGAAGGGGCCUGAGUGCAGUGCAGUUGGUGAUCCUAGGUAUAGCAUGUGCCAGCUGGCACUCAAGGGGUUGCCCAGUGAAGUGUAUGAGAUCAAAUGGGAUUUGAUCAUGGUGGAUGCACCCACAGGGUAUCACGAUGGAGCACCGGGGAGGAUGAGUGCCAUCUACACGGCUGGGAUGAUGGCCAGGAACAAAGUGGAGGGAGAGACUGAUGUGUUUGUGCAUGAUGUGAAUAGGGAUGUGGAAGACAAGUUCUCCAAGGCUUUCCUUUGCGAAGGGUACAUGAAAAAACAAGUAGGGAGGUUGAGGCACUUCAACAUUCCUAGUCACAGGGAUGCUUCCGACAGGCCCCUUUGCCCUGAGUAAAUAAUUCAUGUGUUUUGUUCUUUUUUUUUUUUUUUUUUUUCGAAUUAAGUAUCUAAAACUCUCCAAUCUCCUGACGGGAUUCCAAAUUAAUCUCAACAUUUUCAAACAUUCCAAAUCUCAAAUCCGCAAGUACGGUGAUCUGAAACAUUUCCUUCUCCUUCUUCCACCUCUGCAGUUGGAACAAUCCUCAAAUGUAAAAGUUUCGCCGACA
This is a messenger RNA of Pyrus x bretschneideri (Chinese white pear), 1172 nucleotides long. RefSeq names its product glucuronoxylan 4-O-methyltransferase 1. Bases 86 to 961 code for a protein of 291 amino acids. The record is from RefSeq and is a predicted model, not a curated record. Gene Ontology annotation, biological process: xylan biosynthetic process. NCBI's taxonomy places the organism in Eukaryota, Viridiplantae, Streptophyta, Magnoliopsida, Rosales, Rosaceae. The transcript has a single exon.